UCUUCCUAAUUAAUGGUCUUGACGUUCCGAAUAACUACUAAGCAUCUCCAGUAUGACUUCCUCUGGCCCCGUGGUAUCUGCUUCUGUGAAAGAUGCACCCUUAGUGCUUGGGAUGCUCUUUGCAAACACGAAUACUGUUCGACAGUGAAGGCGGGACGACUCCUCUAGUUUUAUCGACUAUUCCGUCGUCCUAGUCUUUGAAUGCUUAAGGACGAGAAGUCUCAUAUCAGGAUACAUUCCGCACUGAUCAUCCUCAACUACGUCCUGGUCGUGACAUGGACGACGAUCUCGCCACCCGAGAUCCCCGCCAGUAACAGGUCCACCUGGGCAGCUAAUCCUGAUAUUACCUUUAGAUGAUC
Messenger RNA from Guyanagaster necrorhizus, 359 nucleotides. RefSeq lists its product as uncharacterized. The record is from RefSeq and is a predicted model, not a curated record. The annotation marks the transcript as partial. The transcript is spliced from 2 exons. NCBI's taxonomy places the organism in Eukaryota, Fungi, Basidiomycota, Agaricomycetes, Agaricales, Physalacriaceae.